GGAGGGGGCGGGCCUUCCGCGUUGUGAGCAUCACUUGAGAUGCUGCCGAGUUUCACCAUCGGUCCCGAGAGAAGCAUGAACCAACGCUUUCCCUCCUGUUAGAGAGUCGAAAUCAACCAAACCAGGUGAAAUGAGGGACCGACUGUUCGAGCUGCAGACCAUCACCUCCAAACUUGAAGAGGAGAAUGACAGCCUGACCCUGGAGGCGGGGGAGAAGCUGGAGGAAUAUAUGGUGGUGUUUGAGGGAGAGGACGAGAUGAAGGCCGUCUACAAGGAGGCGCAGUCCAUCAGGAAGGAGAUCCUCCAUCUCCGUAUGGACGUGAAGAGUCUUGGGAAGCAGAAUGCCAGGUUCCUCACCUCCAUGCGGAGGAUCAGCAGCAUCAAGCGAGAUGCCAACGCCAUCGGGCGCGACAUCAAAGCCAGAGGAGAAGCCAUCUACGCCCGCCUGGAGAAGCUGCGCAGCAGAGCGGUGGAGGACGAUCAGGAGGCUUCAGCCGCACUCUCCCGCAUGGUCAAGUCCCAGCACGUGUCUCUGAUGAGCGCCUUCCAGAAGGAGAUAUCCGAGUAUCACGCGGCCGAAAUGUCGCAGAUGGAGAACUGCAAGAGACGCAUCCAGCGGCAGGCAGAGAUCAUGGGCCAGGUGGUGACCAGAGAGCAGAUCGACGAGAUGAUGCAGAGCGGCAAGUGGAACGUCUUUUCCGACAACCUGCUACUGGAGGGCCGAAGCGCCCGCUCCGCGCUCAGCGAGAUCGAGAACCGCCACAAGGAGCUGCUGGACCUGGAGGGCCGCAUCAGGGACAUCCACGAGCUCUUCUUCCAGAUGGCCCUGCUGGUGGAGGAGCAGGGCUGCAUGCUGGACAAUAUCGAGGCCCAGGUCUUGGGCACGCAGGACUACGUCCACAAGGCCUCUGAGCAGUUCAAGAAAGCUGUCGUGUACAAGCGGAACAACCCGUGUAGGAAGCUCUUCUGCUGUUGCUUCCCUUGCUGCAAGUGAUGAGCUGAUCUGGGAGUGAGGACUGGGAGGUCAGCUGGAGCAACAUCACAGACCGGGAGGGGGGAAAUCCUGGAGUGGAUUUUUGUAAUUUAUUUAUUCUAUUGAUGGAGAAGGGAAUUGAAUCCAUGUUGUGUGGCUGUUAGAAGCUGCGGGAGAUGUCUGGAUUUGUUAGGACGACCAGGGAUCGACGACGAAAGACAGUGCGCCACACUCACCCCCACUUCCUGUGCUGAUGAGAAGUCAGUUCACACCGGAACACUGAGGUGUGAUUCAUACCGGGAGGCGACUAUAAAUGUCAUGCGUUGCU
Synchiropus splendidus (mandarinfish) is the source of this 1301-nucleotide messenger RNA. RefSeq names its product syntaxin-11-like. Gene Ontology annotation, cellular component: presynaptic active zone membrane; synaptic vesicle; endomembrane system. Gene Ontology annotation, biological process: intracellular protein transport; exocytosis; synaptic vesicle fusion to presynaptic active zone membrane. Bases 131 to 994 code for a protein of 287 amino acids. Gene Ontology annotation, molecular function: SNAP receptor activity; SNARE binding. The transcript has 2 exons. NCBI's taxonomy places the organism in Eukaryota, Metazoa, Chordata, Actinopteri, Syngnathiformes, Callionymidae. The record is from RefSeq and is a predicted model, not a curated record.